Knipowitschia caucasica is the source of this 210-nucleotide messenger RNA. The record is from the annotation of a GenBank genome assembly. Lineage: Eukaryota; Metazoa; Chordata; Actinopteri; Gobiiformes; Gobiidae.
AUGCGGCUGCAGCGCGCCUCAAACUCCGGCGGUCUUUACUCCACUUCUGGACUGGGGACACUGCGGUCCGCCAUCGCCUUGACUCUCUGCGUGGUUGCGUCACAGCAGCGCGCAGAGGCUUCGGGCGUUGUGUUGGGACCUCCCGUGAAAUGUGUGAAAGUGAAAGCGUCACCGAAUACUCUGAUCCAAACCAUGCGUCUGUUUGUGUAG